Messenger RNA from Sapajus apella (tufted capuchin), 560 nucleotides. Its product is annotated as peroxiredoxin-like 2C. The coding region runs from base 28 to 459 and encodes 143 amino acids. The record is from RefSeq and is a predicted model, not a curated record. The transcript has 4 exons. NCBI's taxonomy places the organism in Eukaryota, Metazoa, Chordata, Mammalia, Primates, Cebidae.
GGCCCGGACCCUCGGCCUCCCCGCGCCAUGGCCGCGCCCGGCCCGGUCACGCGGCAGGUUAGCGGCGGCACCGCCCCGGUCCCGGCCCCGAGCGGCCCCGAGCGCUGGCAGUCCCUGGCCGCCGCCGUGGCCGAGCUGCCGGUGCUGGACGCCCGCGGGCAGCGGGUGCCGUUCGGCGCGCUGUUCCGGGAGCGCCGCGCAGUGGUGGUGUUCGUGCGGCAUUUCCUGUGUUACAUCUGCAAGGAAUACGUGGAGGAUCUGGCCAGAAUCCCCAAGAGUUUCUUACAAGAAGCAGAUGUCACCUUGAUAGUGAUUGGACAGUCAUCCUACCAUCAUAUUGAGUCUUUUUGCAAACUGACUGGAUAUUCUCAUGAAAUCUAUGUCGAUCCUGAGAGAGAAAUUUAUAAAAAAUUGGGAAUGAAAAGAGGUGAAGAAAUUGCCUCCUCAGGUAAGACAUAACAACAUGUCUCAAAUAGAAAACACUGAUGGAGUAUUUUUAUAUUUGUAUGUAUAUGCAUAGGAAAACAUGGUCAGUUCAUAAAUUGGGCUUUUUUUUUUUU